This is a messenger RNA of Entrophospora sp. SA101, 228 nucleotides long. The record is from the annotation of a GenBank genome assembly. NCBI's taxonomy places the organism in Eukaryota, Fungi, Glomeromycota, Glomeromycetes, Entrophosporales, Entrophosporaceae.
AUGAAAAAACAAUUAAAACAAAACGGAUUUGCCGACCACGAACCUCAACGGUUAAAAUUGCGAGAUUUUUCUCACGAAGAUCCUGCUUGGGAAUUGGCCGACUAUAUCGACGAUGAUGGCCAAGAGCCAAAAGCAAGGAGGCAUAUAUCAGAUGAAUUAACAAGAGACAAAAAAAUAAUUCCUGUGGAGGAUAAUAAAUUAAAAAAACCCAAAAAAUUGCCUUGGUGA